Molecule: messenger RNA, 1695 nt
Organism: Aspergillus affinis
Lineage: Eukaryota; Fungi; Ascomycota; Eurotiomycetes; Eurotiales; Aspergillaceae
Product: putative LMBR1 domain protein
Exons: 3
Coding region: 1-1695 (564 amino acids)
Biological process (GO): protein localization to vacuole
Cellular component (GO): vacuolar membrane
Source: RefSeq, a predicted model, not a curated record
AUGGUGCUUCUGCAAACAUCCCUGAUCUGGGUUGUGUAUGCAAUUGUGAUCGCCAUUCUGAUCAUAGCAGCCUCUUUUCUCAUAUAUACCUACCAGACUCCUCGAGAUCGGUCUAAUCUAGUGACUCUGACAUGUAUUGCUGCCAUCUCCACCCUUCUCGCCACUGUUCUCUUGCUUCCAGUUGAUAUCGCCCUCGUCUCCUCCACAACCUCCUCAGCACUUGGUCGGAGGAAGGAAUGGGCUACCCAGAGUGAAGUAGAUAGGAUUCUCUUCUCCUUGAAAGUCUUAUACUACCUCCUAUAUUCUAUUGAUGCCCUUCUAUGUCUCAUUGUGAUUCCUUUCACGUAUUUUUGGUAUGAAGAGUACGAUGAAGUGGCUACCGAAGCGGGCGAGCAAACAACUGCACAACAGUUUUGGGCAGCUUCCAAGUACACCAUGUGUUUUAUUGCAAUAUCAGCAGUCCUAUUUCUCGUCGGGUUCUUUGUGCCCGUUUCAAAAGAAAAGGCGGGUGGAUUGGACUUUUUCCAACAUUUGCUAUCUGAGAAUCGUGGUGAACGUACUCUCACUUUUGCACUUGGCCUGUUGAUGACCCUCGGAAUGAGCUUGUACAUCUUCUACACCUCCUUUGGACUCGCUUUUCUUCCAGUUAGUCUGAUCAAAACAACGCCCUCAUUUUCAACCUCAAAUUCUGGGGCAGACGCAGCCGUGCAGCUUGUAUCCAAUCGAGAACGACAGCGCCAACUGGAAGGCCGUUGCGGAGGAAACCCGGAACUCUUGUCUUCAAAGGAUAGACGAGAGCUGGAUUCUCUUGCUCGAGAAGAAAGAACCCUGAUUAGACGACAGCGACUAGCUGAUGAAUCUUCAGCAAAUAAUCAGGGCUGGCUUGCGAACUCAUGUCUGAAAAUAAAGGCAUGCCUUCGCCCCUUUCAGCUUCUAGGUAGCAUCGCAUUACUAUUAACCUCCUUGAUAAUAUGGGCCUCCAUGCUUCUGACGGCAAUUGAUAAGGCUAAAAAUUCAUUCUGCAAAUACCAUUGCGGUUAUAUUCUCGCCAACACCAAGAUCUUCAACCCUAUCAACUGGAUAUUGGUCCGAGCUGCCAAUGUGUUUCCAGUUGACUAUGCUCUCUUUACCACCCUUGUUUUGUUUUUGUUCAUCAGCUCAGUUGUUGGUAUAUCUGCUGUUGGAAUUCGGUUCCUUUGGAUCAGGAUUUUCCAAAUCCGCAAGGGCCAUACUUCCCCACAGGCCCUUCUUUUGACAACGGCCAUGCUGAUGUUGAUCAUUUUGGCGCUAAAUUACUCUGUACCCAUGACUAUUGCGCCUCAAUACGCCACUUUUGGGCCGCAAACAUUCUGUGAUCGAAGUCAAGAUGCGUCCGAGAAGCAGCCGGAUUGUACAAAUGCCGAACACCUUAUCAGACCUUGUUCUGAGUUGUCACAAAACAAAGCUGCAAAGCAAGUCUGCACACCAAGUGUUGCCAGCACAAUACUCAAUCGUGUGACAAUGAACUUUCCCUUCUUUGGUGCAAUCUUGUUCUGGGCCCAGUAUUUUUUUCUCGGUAUUUACCUGAUAGUUCUAACCACCUGUCUCUUACGGUCACGAAAAUUGGACGAGCAACAGCUGGACGAAGAUGCCGAAGAAGCCGAGGAAGAAAGCUUACUGGCAAGCACUGGUCGACAAUUUGGUACAACUGGAUGA